This is a messenger RNA of Penicillium canariense, 1551 nucleotides long. RefSeq lists its product as uncharacterized. The transcript has 4 exons. Gene Ontology annotation, molecular function: transcription regulator activity; DNA binding. The record is from RefSeq and is a predicted model, not a curated record. Gene Ontology annotation, cellular component: SBF transcription complex; MBF transcription complex. Lineage: Eukaryota; Fungi; Ascomycota; Eurotiomycetes; Eurotiales; Aspergillaceae. Bases 1 to 1551 code for a protein of 516 amino acids.
AUGGGCUCCAUUCGCGACCUCCUUAAUCCGCUCCCCGGGGUAACCUCGGGCCUUUUCGGGCCUAUCAUGUCCAGCAUACGGCCAGCAACGAGCAGUCCGACGUCUUCAGAGCGCCCGAGAAGAUCGAAGAUAGCCAAAGAUGGUGCUGUAUUUCGCCCUGGACCUGUCCAAGGGGAGCUUCGCUAUCCCCCAUGUGAGCAGCGCGAUCAGCUGCUGGAGGAGGAGCAUCGCAAAGCCGAUUUGAAGCCCUUCGGGAAUAUUGCCGAGUUCCCACGCCACAUCCCCUAUCAGAGUGACAAGAAGUCCUUUCACGAAAAGACUGGACGGGAUAGCUUCCAUGUGUUCCAAUACACUUUCCAGAGGAAGGGUGUGGAUGUGGAGCCGUGGACCAUAACGUGGGACUACAACAUUGGGCUUGUCCGCACGACUCACCUGUUCAAAUGCAUGGGCUAUUCCAAGACCACCCCCGGCAAGGUAUUGAAUUCCAAUACUGGUUUGCGCGAGAUCAGUCACAGCAUCACCGGGGGAGCGCUUGCAGCUCAAGGAUACUGGAUGCCCUUCGAGGCCGCCAAAGCCGUUGCCACCACGUUCUGCUGGGAGAUCCGCUACCUGUUGACGCCGCUGUUCGGAACCGACUUUCCGGGGAUGUGCAUCCCCCCAUCAGACCGAGGCCGCUUCGCUCGUAUGGUCAUAGACCCUGCUAUCUUGAAUAGAGCAGCGGAGACUGCACACUACUACCGUUCCCUCGAGCGCCUGGAACGUCCCCUGAGUCACGACAAUGUUUCCACGAGCUCUUGCCAUUCCCAGGAUCCGGGAAACAAAGGAGGAUAUCCGACGCAACAAGUUCCGCCACAUCCUCAAAUGCCCCCAAAGCUGCAGCGGCGCAGCUAUGCUGAUAGUAUCAGCAGUGCUCGAGGUUCGUCCUCAGAGCCCUACUGCGGCUCGCCUCAAAGUCCGACAUACAGAGGCUUCCUUCCUAUCAACAGGCCUCCCAGCUCGCAUCCAACCCCUCGUUCGCCAUAUGAUUUCCUCAAAGAAGCGACCGAGUUACGAAAGAGCGGACUGCUGGAAAAGAAUGAUGGGAGUGACUCGGAAACCGACUUAUCGUUGACGCCCUGUUCAGAUCUUCGCCAGACGUCGAUCUUUCCGCCACUCUAUGAGGGUGAGCGUGUUUCUGCGGAUACAGAAUCGGAGAUUAACGAGUCUGACAUAUCUUCCUCUGGGGAAGGUUCUAUGUCCGACAAUGUAGAUGACGAGGAAUACUGCGAGACCGGCUCCAAGAGUCUGCCUAGCAUUGAACUCACCCAUGGCAAGCCUAAACCCAAGAAGAAUUCCUCCCGCUCGGCCAAGGUCAAAAAUGGCGAGCGAACCCCAGCUUCCGGCCAUUUUGCCAAAGAGGUCAAAGCAGCCCAUGCCUUGCUCCAUUUACACAUGCAGAGGGCUUCAUUCAAGGAUGCUGAUGGCGACGAGACGAUGGGGGAGCCAAUUCUUGGCCCUCUAUUCGGAUGCCUUGUGCCGGAAGACCGCAAAAGACGCCGUGCCUCUCUGUGA